Molecule: messenger RNA, 2846 nt
Organism: Malania oleifera
Lineage: Eukaryota; Viridiplantae; Streptophyta; Magnoliopsida; Santalales; Ximeniaceae
Product: endoplasmin homolog
Exons: 15
Coding region: 85-2583 (832 amino acids)
Biological process (GO): protein folding
Molecular function (GO): ATP hydrolysis activity; ATP-dependent protein folding chaperone; ATP binding
Source: RefSeq, a predicted model, not a curated record
GUGUCUAUAUAACCCGUGAGUUAGGGAUAAAACAAACCGAUCAAGUUUUCAGUGGGGGAAGCUACUAGAAACAGCUGCGCGACGAUGAGGAAGUGGACGAUCUCUUCCGCUCUGCUUCUCCUAUGUCUUCUCUCUCUUCUUCCCGAUCAAGGGCGGAAAUUGCACGCUAAUGCUGAAGGUAAUUCCGAUGAAGUUGCAAAUCCACCAAAGGUUGAAGAGAAGAUCGGUGCUGUUCCAAAUGGAUUAUCCACAGACUCUGAUGUCGCUAAGAGGGAAGCAGAGUCCAUGUCCAAGAGGUCUCUCCGCAGCAAUGCAGAGAAGUUUGAGUUUCAGGCGGAAGUGUCUAGGCUCAUGGAUAUUCUUAUUAACUCUCUUUACAGCAACAAAGACAUUUUCUUGAGGGAGCUCAUCUCUAAUGCUUCCGACGCACUAGACAAGAUUAGGUUCCUUUCUCUCACUGACAAUGAUAUUCUGGGUGAAGGUGAAAGCUCAAAGCUUGAUAUCCAGAUUAAAUUAGACAAAGAAAAGAAAAUCCUUUCAAUCCGAGAUAAAGGUAUAGGGAUGACAAAGGAGGAUCUGAUUAAGAACUUGGGAACCAUUGCAAAAUCUGGAACUUCAGCUUUUGUAGAGAAAAUGCAGACAGGUGGAGAUCUUAACCUUAUUGGGCAGUUUGGUGUUGGGUUCUACUCCGUCUAUCUUGUUGCUGACUAUGUUGAAGUCAUUAGCAAGCAUAAUGAUGACAAACAGUAUGUAUGGGAGUCAAAGGCCGAUGGAUCAUUUGCAGUUUCUGAGGAUGUAUGGAAUGAGCCAUUAGGUCGUGGAACAGAAAUCAAAUUGCAUCUUAGAGAUGAAGCUGGAGAAUACUUGGAAGAAACCAAAUUAAAAAAUCUAGUGAGGAAAUAUUCGGAAUUUAUCAAUUUCCCCAUAUAUAUCUGGGCAAGCAAAGAAGUGGAAGUCGAGCUUCCUGCAGAUGAAGAUGAGUCAAAUGAGGAAGAGGAAAAACCUGAAAGCAGCUCUUCCGAGGAAGAAGGGGAAGAUGAAGAUGAAGAUGAAGAUGCCGAGAAAGGGGAAGAUGAAGAUGAAGAUGCUGAGAAGAAAGGGCCUAAGAUAAAGAAGGUGAAGGAAACAAGUUACGACUGGGAGCUUUUGAAUGACGUGAAGGCUAUAUGGUUACGGAAUCCAAAGGAGGUGACAGAUGAAGAGUACACAAAAUUCUACCACACUCUAGCAAAGGACUUUGGUGAUGAGAAGCCUUUUGCUUGGAGUCACUUUUCAGCUGAAGGUGAUGUUGAGUUCAAGGCUGUUUUGUUUGUGCCUCCUAAGGCUCCUCAUGAUCUGUAUGAGAGUUAUUACAACACCAACAAGUCCAACUUGAAGUUGUAUGUAAGACGAGUCUUCAUCUCAGAUGAAUUUGAUGAUCUUCUACCAAAGUAUCUAAGCUUUUUGAAGGGUCUUGUUGAUUCUGACACAUUGCCACUUAAUGUAUCACGAGAAAUGCUUCAACAACACAGCAGUUUGAAGACAAUCAAGAAGAAACUCAUCCGAAAGGCCCUCGAUAUGAUUCGUAAAAUUGCUGAUGAGGAUCCUGAUGAGUCUAGUGACAAGGACAAGAAAGAUGUUGAAAAAUCAGGCGAUGAUGAGAAAAGAGGUCAAUAUGCAAAGUUCUGGAAUGAGUUUGGCAAGUCCAUCAAGCUUGGCAUAAUUGAAGAUGCAACAAACAGGAACCGUUUGGCAAAACUUCUCAGAUUUGAGAGCACAAAGUCUGGUGGGAAAUUAGCUUCACUAGAUCAGUACAUUUCAAGAAUGAAGCCAGGCCAAAAGGAUAUCUUCUACAUUACUGGGACCAGCAAGGAACAACUGGAGAAGUCUCCAUUCCUCGAGAGGCUCACAAAGAAAAAUUAUGAGGUUAUUUUCUUCACAGAUCCAGUGGAUGAGUACCUGAUGCAAUACUUAAUGGAUUAUGAAGACAAAAAAUUCCAAAACGUUUCCAAGGAAGGCUUGAAACUUGGGAAGGACUCAAAAGACAAAGACCUUAAAGAGUCAUUUAAGGAACUGACCAAAUGGUGGAAGGGUGCUCUUGCAAGUGAGAAUGUGGAUGAUGUGAAAAUCAGCAGCCGAUUGGCUGAUACCCCUUGUGUGGUUGUGACGUCCAAGUAUGGUUGGAGUGCAAACAUGGAGAGGAUCAUGCAAUCACAGACUCUGUCAGAUGCUAGCAAGCAGGCAUAUAUGCGAGGCAAAAGGGUGCUUGAGAUCAACCCUAGACAUCCAAUCAUCAAGGAACUUCGGGAGAGAGUGGCAUUGAACCCUGAGGAGGAGAAUGUAAAGCACACAGCACAGCUCAUGUACCAAACAGCUCUCAUGGAAAGUGGCUUCAUGCUCCCUGACCCUAAGGAUUUUGCAUCCCGGAUCUAUAGCUCAGUGAAGUCCAGUCUUAACAUCAGUCCUGAGGUUGCAGUCGAAGAGGAGGAGGAUGUAGAAGAAGCAGAGGUAGAAAAUGAAACAAAAGACACAGACACAACAUCAACUCCAGAGGGCGAAACGGGUAGUGUAACAGAUGAUGCAGAUGCCAAGGAUGAGUUGUAGAUUUUGCCUACACGGUUAUUAAUCUUUACACCUGUGGGAUUAUUUUUUUUUUUCUGUAUUCCAGUCCAAUGAGAGAAUCCAGAAAUGUAAUGCUGCAUCCUUUUGUGUUUGGUGUUUGUGAGAGGAGGAUGGAUCCAAAGACAUGGGAGAUUGUUAGAUUGAUCCGGAAGGGGGUCACUGUAAUCGGUCAUCAGGAUUUUGCUUCAUGCACCAAAGUAAUUAGUUGUUGCAAGGAUAAUGUUAUUUAGUACGCUCUACUCCAA